GGACAAUUUUUAAUUGGUUGAAUUGUGUUGGCACCAUUUUUUUCUUAACCGCCACCCGCCAUAUUUCCAGCGCCAUUAAAAGGAUCUUUUCGGCGGUGUUUUGUGGUGGCUUUUUAAGAGCCAGAGUUGAAAUCAGCAUUUUAGUAACGAAGUUGAAUGCAAGCAAUACUUAUUGUUCCAGAAGUACGCAGUCAGCAUCGCUUUACCGGUUAUUCGCAAACAAAACUGCAGAAAUGGGCAAAAAGAAGGUAGAAGACAGCGAGAGCGAGGAGGAAUAUUCAGUUGAGAAAAUUAUCGACCGGCGGGUCGUAAACGGAAAGGUCGAAUAUUUUCUCAAGUGGAAAGGUUAUAGCGAAGACGAUAAUACUUGGGAACCCGAAGACAAUCUCGAUUGUCCCGAUCUCAUAGCGGAAUUUGAAAAGUCGCGCAAAGCCAAGGCGAAGAGGUCUUCCACCACGAAAAGUGCGGACGAGGAUAGUGACAAAAAAAAGAAAGAGAAAAAAUCCAAGGACGGUGAAGAGAAGUCUGAAAAGAAAUCAAAAGGCAGGCCCAAGAAGCAUGCGGUUGAAACGGAGGACUCCGACGGCGAGCCCAAGUCGAAGAAAGCUCGCCGUCGUUCAGAUUCCACGGACGAGAAAGAGAAUUCAAAAAAAGACGCAGAUUCCGACGACGAAAAUGGUAAAAACAAGUCUGACUCAUCUGACGACGAGGAUAAGUCCAAGAAAAAGAAGAAAUCAGAAGGCGAUGACGACGAAAAAUCCAAGAAAAAGCGAAAGUCUGAGUCGAAAUCUGAAAAGGGGAAGGAUAGUUCAUCCAAGAGUAAAUCAAAAGUCGGCUUUGAACGGGGCUACCAAGCCGAGAAAAUCAUAGGAGCAUCAGACACCACAGGACAGCUGAUGUUUCUGAUGAAGUGGAAGGGAACCGACGAGACCGAUUUAGUCCCAGCUAAGGAAGCAAACGUCAAGUGUCCACAAAUUGUUAUUCAGUUUUAUGAGGAACGUCUCGCUUGGCAUACUCCCGAUGAGUCUUAAGUUGUUUCGUCAUGAAAAUCCUUUAUUUUGGUAGGAUUCCAGUUAAUUUUUUCCGUAAUAGUUUUCUAUCGCCUGCAGUGUUUUAUAUUAAGAUAUUGUUCAUUUUUCAUGUUUCUUUUUUUGUAAUAAACCGUGAAAAUAUUCA
Messenger RNA from Tribolium castaneum (red flour beetle), 1176 nucleotides. Its product is annotated as heterochromatin protein 1. The record is from RefSeq and is a predicted model, not a curated record. Gene Ontology annotation, biological process: negative regulation of transcription by RNA polymerase II; chromatin organization. Gene Ontology annotation, molecular function: chromatin binding. The transcript has 3 exons. Gene Ontology annotation, cellular component: pericentric heterochromatin; nucleus. NCBI's taxonomy places the organism in Eukaryota, Metazoa, Arthropoda, Insecta, Coleoptera, Tenebrionidae. Bases 234 to 1031 code for a protein of 265 amino acids.